Molecule: messenger RNA, 2287 nt
Organism: Acanthisitta chloris (rifleman)
Lineage: Eukaryota; Metazoa; Chordata; Aves; Passeriformes; Acanthisittidae
Gene: DHX15
Product: DEAH (Asp-Glu-Ala-His) box helicase 15
Exons: 12
Coding region: 165-1640 (491 amino acids)
Cellular component (GO): spliceosomal complex; intracellular anatomical structure
Molecular function (GO): ATP binding; RNA binding; RNA helicase activity
Source: RefSeq, a predicted model, not a curated record
AUCGUGACCGGGACAGGGACCGCGAUGACCGUUCCAAAGAUCGCGACAGGGACCGUGACAGAGAUAGAGAUCGUGACAGAGAAAGGGACAAGGAGAAAGAUCUGCGGCCUACAUCCAACUCUACAUAUUAUGCAGCUGCUGGGUUGCCAGCUAUAAAACCAGCCAUGAUUCCACACAGUAUUAACCCUUUCACCAAUCUGCCACACACGCCACGCUAUUACGACAUCCUGAAAAAAAGGCUGCAGCUUCCUGUCUGGGAAUAUAAAGAAAGAUUUACAGAUAUUUUGAUUAGGCAUCAGUCAUUUGUGCUGGUGGGAGAGACUGGGUCUGGUAAAACAACACAGAUCCCUCAGUGGUGUGUGGACUACAUGCGCUCACUGCCAGGCCCCAAGAGGGGAGUGGCGUGUACCCAGCCCCGGCGAGUGGCUGCCAUGAGCGUGGCACAGCGUGUGGCUGAUGAGAUGGAUGUCAUGCUGGGCCAGGAGGUUGGCUACUCCAUUCGAUUUGAAGACUGCAGCAGUGCAAAAACCAUUUUGAAGUACAUGACUGAUGGGAUGUUGCUGCGUGAGGCCAUGAAUGACCCUUUGCUGGAGCGUUACGGUGUGAUCAUCCUUGACGAGGCCCAUGAGAGAACACUGGCUACAGACAUCUUGAUGGGAGUUCUGAAGGAAGUUGUAAGGCAAAGAUCUGAUUUGAAGGUCAUAGUUAUGAGUGCUACUUUAGAUGCUGGCAAGUUUCAGAUCUAUUUUGACAACUGUCCUCUGCUAACUAUCCCGGGUCGCACCCACCCUGUGGAGAUAUUCUACACUCCAGAGCCAGAAAGGGACUACCUUGAGGCUGCCAUUCGAACAGUGAUCCAAAUUCACAUGUGUGAAGAAGAGGAGGGAGAUCUCUUACUCUUUCUUACUGGACAGGAGGAGAUUGAUGAAGCCUGCAAGAGGAUAAAACGUGAAAUUGAUGAUUUAGGCCCAGAAGUUGGUGACAUCAAAAUCAUUCCAUUGUAUUCCACCCUUCCUCCUCAGCAACAGCAAAGGAUAUUUGAGCCUCCCCCACCGAAAAAACAAAAUGGAGCAAUUGGAAGAAAGGUUGUUGUGUCCACUAACAUAGCUGAGACAUCAUUAACAAUAGAUGGUGUUGUGUUUGUGAUUGAUCCUGGCUUUGCAAAACAGAAGGUGUAUAACCCUCGGAUCAGAGUGGAGUCUCUGCUGGUGACUGCCAUCAGUAAAGCCUCUGCUCAGCAGCGAGCUGGCCGUGCUGGGAGGACCAGACCAGGAAAGUGUUUCAGGCUUUAUACAGAGAAGGCCUACAAAACUGAAAUGCAGGACAACACAUACCCUGAAAUUUUGAGGUCUAACUUAGGAUCUGUAGUAUUACAGCUCAAGAAGCUUGGUAUAGAUGAUUUGGUGCACUUUGAUUUUAUGGAUCCUCCAGCUCCUGAAACUCUGAUGAGAGCCUUAGAGCUUUUGAAUUAUUUGGCUGCUUUAAACGAUGAUGGAGACUUGACUGAGUUGGGAUCCAUGAUGGCUGAAUUUCCAUUGGACCCACAGCUGGCUAAAAUGGUUAUUGCAAGUUGUGACUACAACUGUUCUAAUGAGGUCCUAUCUAUUACUGCCAUGUUGUCAGAUGUGGUUAGGUGUUGAUGUACCAAAUCAAGGUAGUAAACAGUCCAAGAUGCAGUUGGAGGCCAUCCUGCCCUGCCCUAUGCUCUGUGAACUGACCUAGCUAGGCCUUGUUCCUCUAUCUGUGAAUGCGUGACUCAUCGAUAUGGGCGUUUGUGUUGGGCCCAUACCAACCUUGUUUAGUCCCACAGUGUUUUGUUCGCCCCACGGAAGCAAAGAAAGCAGCAGAUGAAGCCAAGAUGAGGUUUGCCCACAUAGAUGGAGAUCAUUUGACGUUGCUGAAUGUCUACCAUGCUUUCAAGCAAAAUCAUGAGUCGGUUCAGUGGUGUUAUGACAACUUCAUUAACUACAGGUCCCUGAUGUCUGCAGACAAUGUACGCCAGCAGCUGUCACGAAUCAUGGAUAGGUUUAAUUUGCCUCGUCGAAGCACAGACUUCACCAGCCGAGACUAUUACAUCAACAUAAGAAAGGCAUUAGUUACUGGGUAUUUCAUGCAGGUGGCACAUUUGGAGCGAACAGGGCAUUACUUAACAGUGAAAGAUAACCAGGUGGUGCAGUUGCAUCCCUCCACUGUUCUUGAUCACAAACCAGAGUGGGUGCUCUAUAAUGAGUUUGUCCUUACAACAAAGAAUUACAUCCGGACAUGUACAGACAUCAAGCCAGAAUGG